AGAACUUGCAUAUUUAGGACAAUUCGUCUGCUAUUAACUGUGCUGUAAAAGUUGUUGAUCACAAUUAUUUAAGCUUUUGUUCUCAGAAAAAAACAUGUCACGGCUUACACGACUAAAUUUAACCCCCCCUCCUCUAAACGCCCCAGGAUAACCUUUCACCUACACGAGGAGAGACUGGAUUAAGGCCAAAAGAAGCUAAUGCUAUUGUGCGCUGUUGUCCCCUCACUAAUGCACGACUAUAAUUGCGGGGUUACAUGCAUUGUUCAGUGUCCUGCUGCUAAUAAACCUCUUAGCAAUCUGAAGGGUUUCUCAAGUCUUGCAACACCAGUCACAAUGAGGAUCAGACUCCAGUCCUUCUCUUCUACUGUGACGACACACACACACACGCACAUGCACAUUCACAUGCCCGUCUCCUGCCUGCGAUUACCGUCCAAAUCGGACUCCCUCCUGCCCGCAUUCCUCAGUCGACCCCACUGCAUGACCACACGGGACUCUGCCACAGCGAGGACUGGACCGCCUGCUUUCGGGUCUGUUAUACGGCCGGCUGGGAGGACCUGAGGAGAGGUUCGACUCACUAGGAAUCAGUUCAAGUUGCUCACAGGGAGCUGAGCAGCGGGCCGCGUUAAUGGCUACAACCGAACUGGCCAAAGAAGCCUGAGGAGAAACCAAGCCGGGGGGGGAGGGGAUUUCUUCCACUGGAUUUUACCUUUUUGCCCUGAAAGGACAGCUCCUUUAUUUUCUAUUUUAGUCAUCUUUACGUAACCUUCCCGACCUUAAGGACAAACAGGUAGCAAAACUAACCCCGCGGGGAUUUAAAAGAUGGAGCCCUUCACAGACCUUCCACGCGUGCGCUCCGACAGCGUGAGCAGCUCAGUGUCUCAGGGCUCGAGGUCCAAGAUGCUCCUCCGGCAGCGCUUGUCUCAGCUGCUGACCUGCAUAGACGACAUGAGCUCCGAUGACGAGGCCAGCGAAGAAGUGUCCCGCACUCUGGACGAAGCCUUUCAGCUCUGCGGCCGCUUCAUUCCCACAGAUGCAUUCAGGCUGCACAUAGUGACCUGGAACGUGGCCACGGCGGAGCCCCCCGAAGACGUCACCUCUUUGCUGCAGCUGGAUGUCCAGCCCCCCGCAGACCUCUACGUGAUCGGCCUGCAAGAGGUAAACGCCACACCUGUGAGGUUCAUCUCCGACCUGUUAGCGGAGGACGCCUGGAGCCAUGUCUUCAUGGACACACUGGCACCCAGAGGCUUUGUCAAGGUCACAUCAAUGAGGAUGCAGGGUUUGCUGCUGCUGGUUUUCGCCAAACAAUUACAUCUCCCCUUCAUCAGAAACAUCCAGGCCACCUACACUCGGACCGGUUUCUUUGGUUACUGGGGUAAUAAAGGAGGAGUGACCGUCCGUUUCUCCUUCUACGGCCACAUGGUGUGCUUUCUUAACUGCCACCUAGCGGCCCACAUGAACUACGCCCUGCAGCGGGUGGAUGAGAUCGAGUACAUCCUGGAGACUCAAGACCUCGACCUCUCUGACACCCCACACGUCAGGGACCACAAGGCGGUGUUCUGGUUUGGCGACCUGAACUUCCGCAUUGCGGACCACGGCCUGCACUUCCUCCGUUCGUCCAUUAACAGCGGGCGCCUUAAUUUGCUGUGGAACAAAGACCAGCUCACCAUGAUGAAGAAGACGGAAGCCUUCCUGCAGGAAUUUGAGGAAGGGCCGUUGAACUUCAAACCCACCUACAAGUUUGACCGUAACUCUGAAACCUACGACACCAGCCCUCCGAGGACAUGGUUUGGUUUUACUGGCAAGAAGAGGAAACCUGCCUGGACGGAUCGGAUCCUCUGGCGCAUCAAACCCAAGACCUUCCCAUCAGAGGAUGAGGAUGAGAAGGCUUCGACUUCUUCCGAUGAAGGUGUCGAUGAGUAUCCACUCCUGGUCACUCAGGACAAGUACACCAGUGACAUGAGCUACGGAGCCAGUGACCACAAGCCCGUCAUUGCCACCUUCAGCCUGGAGCUGAAGAAGUGCUUCGACACACCCCUGGUGCACGUAUCUCCUCUGGGUGUGUGGAGCGCCGACCAGGAGGCCCUUCUCAACUACACCGUGCAGGAGGACUUCCUGUCCUCCACGUGGGACUGGAUCGGCCUGUACAAGGUGGGAUUCAAAAGUGCGUUUGAUUAUGAAACUUUUGUCUGGGUUAGAGAGGAAGAUUUGCCAGAGAUAAAUGAAGUCAUCCAGCUACAUGUUGAUAAGGACGAGAUCCCUCUGCUGAGUGGACAUUACGUUUUGGGUUACUACAGUACAAACAUGAAAAGCAUCAUCGGCCUCAGUGCUGACUUCCAGAUCCUGGAGUCAAAGCGUGCCGUCAUGGAAGGUCUCGUUCCUGAAAACAUCAACGGACUCAACCAAUGAGAACAAAUUCACCACAUUCCCAAAUCAUAUUUCUCUACCCUGGAAAUUCACAGAGCAUUUAUUGUGUCUUUGAAAGGCCCCAAGAUCAACUUAAUAAUCACUACUGGAUAAGCAGAUUCAGUCAGUAAAUAAUGUCCAAAAACUUAAACUUGUUGUUUCCAACUUUGCCUUUAAGAAGUUCCCUUUAAGUCAGUUUUACGCUCGCUGAAACACUUUGUCAACGAAUUUGAUGUAUUGCUGUAAUAAGCAUCCUACUUUCUCCACAGGCCUUUUUAAAGGACAAAGUCACAUUUUGUUUGUAAUUGUAGUGACUGCAGGUCAAUACAUUCCAUGGUCAAAUUAUAUUUGAAAAUACACUUUUAUGUUUUGAUUUGGGCUACAGUAUGUUAGUGCCAGUGCAGAAGGUCAUUGGGGACUGUAUAGAACAUUCUAUGCUGAUGUUGGCUGUUACUUUAAUGCAGAAGGAUACAUCUGGUAAUUGAGUUUUUUUUUAAUUCAUGCAAUGGAUUGUGGAACUCUAGUGUUUUUGGAUGGAAUGCUACAAAUGGGAGAACAAUAUAUAAACUAUAAUGGACAAAUUACGUCCUCUAAGAACAUUUAACAUUAGAUGUGGGUGUUGAUGAAGACUUUAAUCAUACUGCAUUAUAACAAUUGUAGUUAACACAUAUUUUUUAUGUGUAUUAUGACCAACUCAAAGGCAGUGAACCGACUCCUGAUUAUAUUGUAUGUGGAAUAAAUUAUUUAUCUAUCCUGCUUUAAACUUGUUAACUGUAGCGGCUCACAUUAGUGCUACAGAGGAUGCCUUUUUCUGUCUCAAUGCAAAUAUGAUGAUUUUUCUGUCAAAGAAUAACUAAUUGUAAACAUGGUUGUGGUAUAGUGAAAUUGUCUCUAGUUGAUUGAGUUAUCAACAUCACAGCAACAGUGCACAAUGAUCAGCAAUAACCUAUAUUGGAAUCAUGUGUUUUAAUGUGGAAUGACAUGCAUGAAUUACCACAUGUUGGUUGGAAAGUGUCAGGAAAAAUGCCUUUAAUGUCAAUUUGUGAAACCCCCGGAAAAUGUUUCAGAUCUAAUUAAAACAGAAAAUUAAAAGUUGACUACGAGAGUU
This is a messenger RNA of Gasterosteus aculeatus aculeatus (three-spined stickleback), 3511 nucleotides long. It is a transcript of the gene inpp5kb, whose product is annotated as inositol polyphosphate-5-phosphatase Kb. Gene Ontology annotation, biological process: negative regulation of phosphatidylinositol 3-kinase/protein kinase B signal transduction; negative regulation of glycogen biosynthetic process; phosphatidylinositol dephosphorylation. Gene Ontology annotation, cellular component: ruffle; plasma membrane; endoplasmic reticulum. The record is from RefSeq and is a predicted model, not a curated record. Gene Ontology annotation, molecular function: inositol bisphosphate phosphatase activity; phosphatidylinositol-4,5-bisphosphate 5-phosphatase activity; phosphatidylinositol-3,4,5-trisphosphate 5-phosphatase activity. NCBI's taxonomy places the organism in Eukaryota, Metazoa, Chordata, Actinopteri, Perciformes, Gasterosteidae.